Macrobrachium nipponense is the source of this 960-nucleotide messenger RNA. Its product is annotated as putative proline-rich protein 21. Bases 1 to 960 code for a protein of 319 amino acids. NCBI's taxonomy places the organism in Eukaryota, Metazoa, Arthropoda, Malacostraca, Decapoda, Palaemonidae. The record is from RefSeq and is a predicted model, not a curated record. The transcript is spliced from 2 exons.
AUGAAAUUCACGAAUAAUGAUGAUGAUGAUUAUGAUGAUAAUGAUGAUUAUAAUGAUAAUGAUUAUGAUGAUUAUAAUGAUAAUGAUUAUGAUGAUUAUGAUUGUAAUGAUUAUGAUGAUAAUGAUUAUGGUGACGAUAAUAGUGAUAAAGAUUAUUCACCUUUUGAUUUCCACAGUUCACCAUUUGCUAUCUACAGUUCACCAUUUGAUUUCCACAGUUCACCAUUCGCUAUCCACAGUUCACCAUUUGAUUUCCACAGUUCACCAUUCGCUAUCCACAGUUCACCAUUUGAUUUCCACAGUUCACAAUUUGCUAUCCACAGUUCACCAUUUGAUUUCCACAGUUCACCAUUCGCUAUCCACAGGUCACCAUUUGACAUCCGUAGUUCAUUUAAUUUCCACAGUUCACCAUUUGACAUCCACAGUUCAUCAUUUGCUAUCCACAGUUCACCAUUUGACAUCCGUAGUUCAUUUAAUUUCCACAGUCCACCAUUUGACAUCCACAGUUCAUCAUUUGUUAUCCACAGUUCACCAUUUGACAUCCGUAGUUCAUUUAAUUUCCACAGUUCACCAUUUGACAUCCACAGUUCAUCAUUUGCUAUCCACAGUUCACCAUUUGACAUCCGUAGUUCAUUUAAUUUCCACAGUUCACCAUUUGACAUCCACAGUUCAUCAUUUGCUAUCCACAGUUCACCAUUUGACAUCCGUAGUUCAUUUAAUUUCCACAGUCCACCAUUUGACAUCCACAGUUCAUCAUUUGUUAUCCACAGUUCACCAUUUGACAUCCGUAGUUCAUUUAAUUUCCACAGUUCACCAUUUGACAUCCACAGUUCAUCAUUUGCUAUCCACAGUUCACCAUUUGACAUCCGUAGUUCAUUUAAUUUCCACAGUUCACCAUUUGACGUCCGCAGUUCAUCAUUUGCUAUCCAAAGUUUACCAUUUGAUAUCCACAGUUCAUAA